UGUCUUCUUAACUGAGUCGCGUAGCAAGCUGCUAAUAGUCGCUCACUCAACCGGGACUUCUCUGCUUUCACUGCGGCAAGAUGCCCAUCUGUAAAUAUUCUGCCGACGAGUCCAACUGAUCGGCCUCUGAACACGACAUUUUCUUUGUUAUGGUGUCGGAGGAUGGAAACGGACGACGUGUCGGUGAGGGAGCAACUUUUCCACAACCGUGUCAGGGAGACCAUCAUCUGUGUACUCCUGUUUACGUGCCUUUACAUCGUGUCUUACCUCAUCCUUGCACGCUUCAAGAAGACUGCAGAAUUUGUCACCGAUGAUAUUGAGGAUGCUACAGUCAACAGAAUUGCGCUGUGGCUGUGUACAUUCACGCUCUCCGUUGCUGUGUGUGCCGUGCUGCUUCUGCCCAUCUCGAUUUUGUCCAAUGAGGUCCUGCUCACCUUCCCACACAGCUACUACAUGCAAUGGCUCAAUGGCUCUCUGAUCCAUGGGUUGUGGAACCUCGUUUUCCUUUUCUCUAAUUUGUCCCUGGUCUUCCUCAUGCCGUUUGCGUACUUCUUCACUGAGUCUGAGGGAUUUGUAGGAUCCAAAAAGGGAGUGAUGGCACGAGUAUAUGAAGCAGUUGUCCUGUUGUUGCUGUUAGCCCUCCUGGUGUUGGGCAUUGUGUGGGUGGCAUCAGCCCUUCUGCACGACAACCUGGCCAGGAAGAGCCUCUAUGAUCUUUGGGAGUAUUACCUUCCCUACUUAUACUCGGGCAUCUCUCUCUUUGGAGUGCUGCUGCUCCUGCUGUGCACACCUUUUGGGUUGUCUCGCAUGUUCAGUGUAACAGGCCGCCUGUUGGUCAAACCACAACUGUUUGAAGAUGUCGACGAUGCUCUCAGCUGCACCACACUGGAGGAGGACUCACUUUACAGGAAAUUGAAGUGUGGCAGUUCUCAGUCCUGCUGGGUCAAGCUGAACAUUGAAGCAAUGAAGAAAGAGCAUCAAGCGGUCCAAACAAAGCGUAUCGCCUUGGAGAAGCGAAGGAAAGCGUCGCCCUGGCAGAGAAACUUGGGCUAUCCGCUGGCCAUGCUUAUGCUCCUCGCCCUCACCGUGCUGUGUGUUCUGAUGGUGUGUUUCAAUGUGCUGGAGCUACUCCUUGACGAGACAGCGAUGCCCAGAGGAAUGGAAGACCCUCACCUUGGGAUGGCCUCCUUCUCAAUGUUUGGUUCACUGGGUGCAGCAGUUCAAGUUGUCCUUAUACUCUAUUUAAUGGUUUCAUCAGUUGUAGGAUUCUAUAGCUCUCCCCUCUUCACCAGCUUGGUACCUCGUGCACAAGACACUAACCUCACACAGAUGAUUGCCAACUGUGUGUCUCUUCUCAUCCUGAGCUCAGCACUUCCAGUCUUUUCACGGACACUUGGGAUCACGCGCUUUGACCUGUUGGGAGACUUUGGUCGCUACAACUGGCUUGGGAACUUCUACGUUGUAUUCCUGUACAACAUGCUGUUUGCUGGCCUCACCUCUGCCUCUCUGAUCAAGACGGUCACGUGGGCUGUGCAGAGGGAACUCAUCCGUGCAUUUGGUCUCCACCGACUGCCCUUAACUGUCUCACGCUCCACUGUCCCGUUCAGACUUCUCCUGGCAAGCGGACUGUCCAAAAUCCAGUGACCUCUCCCUUGUCGUCAUGUUUUGUUUUUUUAAAGCAUUGAGUGACAAACGCACCUGUGAAGUGCAUUGUCAUCGUCAUUGGCUACAAAGCUUGUACGGCGCAAAGGGCCAAGGGAGAUGCGGCCACUUGACUGUGUGCAGUGGGUGGUCUGCGCAGAUGUUCGAUGACCAAAAUCUCAAGGCAUGUGCGUUCACAUGAGCAUAAUGACAGCCCCAGCAGGUUUAACCAGAGACGUGGUUAUGGCUCAGGGGGCGGGGGCCCAAUGUGAAUCAAAGCCAUAUUUCAUGGGCAGUGAAGCCCCAAAAGAGGAGCCGAGAUGAUGGCUUCUGAAACACGUAAAAGUCAGCAAAGCUAUUUUCAAGUGUUAUGCUGUAGCUGUGAGACCAUUUCCUCUUCCUGCUCCAGAUUGAUGGAUUGCUCGCUCUCAUCUUCUCGGAAACUUACCGACACUUUCUUCUCGAAGGAUGUUCCACUAUUUUAAGAGUUGAAAUAGGACUCAUGUGGUGCAGCUUGGACUGCUGUACAGUUGGUCGGUGAGUGGGAAGUUGCGCAGGGGAAAUGGGAUGACGGGGUAUCUUGUGUAGUCUGAGGGCUAAAGAGUCUGAGCUGCUUUACAUUUUGUCUUUUGAAUUUUUUGGGGGGGUGGGGCGGGACUAAGUUUACAAAGUCAAACUCUGACUUAGAAAAAUGCACAAAAGGAAUGCUUUACACUUGUGUCUUACGUAUUGAAAGCCAAGUGAAAUCCCGUCAGGGGGAUCAUGUGACUUCGACCGACCAUACUGUGAAUUAUUUUGUUAUUUUGUUGGGGAAGUGCAAUAUGUUAAAGCACACUAACUUGUAAAAGUGAUUUUUUUUAAUUGUGUUUAUCUCGACUGCCUCUCGUAGGUGUGAAUGUGUUUUGGUUUGUGUGGUUGUUUUUCAUGAAGUCAGUUUCAACUUUUCGAUAACUUCCGUUACAUCUUGAUCAGCUGUUAAUGCACAAACGAUCAUCCUCUCGUCAGCUGUGGCAUUUCUCCGCUGUAUCAAGUUAUGAGACGUUGGACUGAUCAGCAGGGGGCAGUGCAUGUCAAGUUCUUCCGACUGUGCGGUCUUAGCAGCCCUUUUUGAUUGAUUGACCACAGACUUGUAAAUCGUUUGCGUGGAUCGCUGAGGGCUCACGCUCCUUUUCUCUUUGUAAAUAAGUAGGAACACAAUAUUGUUGAAUCUGAUUUAAAUCAUAUGUCAGGCCAUUGGAGGAGCUUCACAUCACAGGGUCACAGGAGUCUUAACCCCACAUAUCAGUUGUGAAACUGUUGGUUGUGAUACAGCUGGAACACCAAAUCUUUAGAGUUCUUCUCAAAGAUUGCCAAAUAGUGCUCAAUGUUUACUUUGAAACACUGUUGUCGUUUUAACAGCAAAACCCAAUAAACAAUUGUCUUGUUUUUA
Hippocampus comes (tiger tail seahorse) is the source of this 3070-nucleotide messenger RNA. RefSeq names its product limb development membrane protein 1-like (gene lmbr1l). Gene Ontology annotation, biological process: signal transduction; receptor-mediated endocytosis. The record is from RefSeq and is a predicted model, not a curated record. Gene Ontology annotation, cellular component: plasma membrane. NCBI's taxonomy places the organism in Eukaryota, Metazoa, Chordata, Actinopteri, Syngnathiformes, Syngnathidae. Gene Ontology annotation, molecular function: transmembrane signaling receptor activity. Bases 163 to 1644 code for a protein of 493 amino acids. The transcript has 17 exons.